GCGUCACUUUGGAAACUCGGGAACUCACGGAUUCUCGUGCUAAACCGGCGACCUCCUUUUCUCAUUACUGAAGUUCUUGUUGUCGGAUUGCAACCGUGGGACACACAGAGGAGAGAGAGAAGGGGAAGUCAGGAGGGAAGUAAGACCGGGUGAGUUUGGCGCAGACAGCUGUGUAUUAGCAGGUAAACUGGGGUCCAAGGUGCGCACUGAGCCGCCUAUGAUACCAACAACACGGAUGGAAAGAACUUUAAUGUGGAACCCUCACAGAGUUUUGCAACGGAGGCUGAGAGUAGAGACAGACUGGCAGUUUAUAUUAUAACUUAGAGGAGGCCAAAGGGACAGAUCAGACCUCAGUCAGCCGACACUACGCGCUUCACUGUAGGGAUAAACAGGAACAAGGACCCGACAGGUAGCUAGAGCUGAGCAUUUAGGAACAGGCCUUGCACCCUCUACGCACCUGGAGGCCUGUGUGUGUGUGAAGGAAGAUGUCCAGAGAAGAGCAGAGUUUAUCGGAGGUUGAGCUCAGUCCCGGGAUGUCGGACGACAGCCGCUCCCAGUCACCGGGUCACUCCUCCGGUGCGGCUGGCGGGGGGGACUCACCUCUCCACGGGCAGCAGCAGCCGCGGCAGCUGGCGGGUCUGGACGACAGGACGGGGGGCUGCUCGUCCGUCAAAUCCGACGACGAGGACGACCGCUUUCCCGCAGGGAUCCGUGACGCGGUGAGCCAGGUCCUCAACUGCUACGACUGGACCCUCGUGCCCAUGCCCGUGCGCGUGAACACCGGAAGCAAGAACAAGCCGCACGUGAAGAGACCCAUGAACGCCUUCAUGGUGUGGGCGCAGGCGGCGCGGAGGAAACUCGCCGACCAACAUCCACACCUGCACAACGCCGAGCUCAGCAAGACCCUGGGGAAGCUCUGGAGGCUUCUCAAUGAGAGCGACAAGCGACCCUUCAUUGAGGAGGCAGAGAGGCUGAGGAAGCAGCACAAAAAGGACUAUCCAGACUAUAAAUAUCAGCCACGACGCCGCAAGAAUGGAAAGCCUGGUUCUGGGUCAGGAAGUGAGGCUGAUGGCCACUCGGAGGGUGAGGUCAGCCACAGCCAAUCCCACUACAAGGGGCUCCACCUGGAAGUGGUCCACAGUGGGGGAGCUCGGUCCCCUCUGGCAGAUGGUCACCACCCUCACGCUGCAGGUCAGAGUAACAGUCCUCCCACACCUCCCACCACUCCCAAGACCGAGCCUCAGUCUGGGAAGGCAGGGGACGGAAAACGGGAGGGUGCUGCAAAUGGUGGCUCACGUAGCGCAAUGGGAGCAGAGGGAAGCUUAGGUGCUCAGGGAUCUGGGAAACCUCACAUCGACUUUGGUAAUGUGGACAUUGGUGAGAUUAGCCACGAGGUGAUGGCCAACAUGGAGCCUUUUGAUGUUAAUGAGUUUGACCAGUACCUUCCCCCCAAUGGACACCCAGGGGUUGGGCAAAUUGCUGGGGCAGGAGCAGCUGCAACAGCCUCUCCAGCCUCGCCGUACACCUACGGCAUCUCCUCAGCUCUAGCAGCGGCCAGUGGACACUCAGCAGCCUGGCUCUCCAAGCAGCAGCAGCAGCAGCUGCAGCAGCAUCACAGCUCCCCUCUGGGCUCAGAUCCCUCCAAGGCCCAGAUCAAGAGCGAGGCCGGAGGUGCUGGGGCUCACUUCGCAGAGGCAGCCUCAGGAGGUUCCCAUGUCACCUACACCUCCCUCAGCCUUCCUCACUACAGUUCUGCCUUUCCCCUCAUUGCCUCCAGGGCCCAGUUUGCUGAAUAUGCUGACCACCAGGCCUCAGGGUCAUACUACGCCCACUCCAGCCAGGCCUCUGGGUUGUACUCUGCCUUCUCUUACAUGGGGCCCUCCCAGAGGCCCCUGUACACUGCCAUCACUGACCCAGCCAGCGUACCGCAGUCACACAGCCCCACGCAUUGGGACCAGCCCGUCUACACAACACUGUCGCGGCCAUGACAGACAACGAGACCAGAGGGCACUGGUGCAGGUUCAGCCCCCAUGUCAGACCCAAGGAGCAGCAGCAACAACAACAGCAGUAUUGGUGGUAUCGGCAGGGAAAGUGGUCUGGGCUGGGGGGAUUGGGCAGGCACUUGGGGA
Messenger RNA from Micropterus salmoides (largemouth bass), 2129 nucleotides. Its product is annotated as transcription factor Sox-10-like. Gene Ontology annotation, molecular function: RNA polymerase II cis-regulatory region sequence-specific DNA binding; DNA-binding transcription factor activity, RNA polymerase II-specific. Gene Ontology annotation, biological process: peripheral nervous system development; negative regulation of transcription by RNA polymerase II; enteric nervous system development. NCBI's taxonomy places the organism in Eukaryota, Metazoa, Chordata, Actinopteri, Centrarchiformes, Centrarchidae. The record is from RefSeq and is a predicted model, not a curated record. Gene Ontology annotation, cellular component: nucleus.